Molecule: messenger RNA, 2248 nt
Organism: Wyeomyia smithii (pitcher-plant mosquito)
Lineage: Eukaryota; Metazoa; Arthropoda; Insecta; Diptera; Culicidae
Gene: mTerf5
Product: transcription termination factor 5, mitochondrial
Exons: 4
Coding region: 127-1722 (531 amino acids)
Biological process (GO): termination of mitochondrial transcription; regulation of DNA-templated transcription
Cellular component (GO): mitochondrial matrix
Molecular function (GO): double-stranded DNA binding
Source: RefSeq, a predicted model, not a curated record
UGUUUGAUUAUUUCUGUCAAUCUCUGUUUACUUGAAAGGCUAGAAAGUAAUAAUUCAGCUCGAAUUUGGCCUAUUAGCAUACACUUUAUAAACAGAACAGCUUUAAUGUAAAUAAUUGUGACGAAUAUGUUCCGUACUCAUUUAUGGUGGUAUAAAAACGCUGUAAUAAGGCGUUUUUUAUGUACCAACAUUGGUUUCGCUAAUGCAAAUCAAGCAGCAAAAUUUUAUGCUCCGCUUUUAGAUCUCAAGGAACCUGCCACCAUGCGGCAUCUUGUCAAAAAUGAAUUUCUAGUGGAGUUAGACAAGGAUGAUGUCAAAAAAAAGAUUAAGUAUCUGAAAUAUUUAAAUGCCACUGGGCCAGAAAUAUUGCGGCAUGCACAUAUAAUGAUGCUACACUUGAUUACGCUAGAAAAUAGAGCUACAAUUUUACGAGAGUCUGGAUUUGUGGAAACACUAACUGUUUCGGCAUUAGCAAAAUAUUUAACAAUCGUUCGACAAAGUGUGAAAUCACUAAAAUUGAAUCGGCUCAUUCCGAAAGACCUAGACAUGAUUGAGCAAUUAAAAAAGCAAUUCGAUAUAUCGGUUUGUCCAAAUCUUGUCGAAAACGAUGACCAAGUGAAGUUACAAGAAUUGAGAAAAGCGUUUUUGACUGAGUUUUUGAAACUUCGUUUGGAUCUCUCUGACGACGAGACGAAUAGAUUGUUUACAACGUAUUGGAGGAUGAAACAUCGCAGUUUUGGUCACACUCAACGGGUUUUAGAUAUUUUGCAGAACGAUUACAACUUCAGUCGAGACAAAAUAAUUGGAAAUUUUUAUUUGCUUUGUGCAGAUCCGGAAAAUUUAGCACGUUUUCCGGAAGUGGUUCCGGCAAUUGCCGAAACUAGCAUAAAGGAUGUUAUAUCGAAGCAGCCUAAAAUAGCGAUGGUUCAGUGUGAAAAAGUGCAUGAUUUAUUGAAUGAGUUACGCAAGCAAAAGAUUAGCGAGAAAGGGAUACUGAUCGAUCCUAUUAUUCUUACACUGUCUCCAGAUACGAUUAGAGCUAGGUUAAAAGAGUUGCAGAAACACAAAGAGUUCGAAGUAUUUUUCAAUCACCCGCGAAUCAUAAAACUGAUUGCGUAUCAAACAAAAGCUUCAAUUCGUUUGGAUUUUCUCCGACAGUUGAAAGUUCGAUGUGCGUCAUUGAACGUACUCUCUGGACACUCCAAGAAUUUUGAAAGGUACGUUCGUGAUGGUUAUGAUCGAACGAUGGGUCAAGAUACUUGGCAUUAUCUCAACAGGAUCUUCAAACAGGAAGGAAAAAAAGCGCUUAGCCAAAUAAAACUGCAUCCAAAUUGGUAUCACGUACCGGUUGUGCAGCUAUCCAAUACUUAUGAAUACCUAACUGAAAAAGGAUUUGUGUUAGAUAGUAUUUUCGAAAAUGUUCAAAUUCUUUUGUACCCCAGGUUCCGCAUCGAAAGUAAAUUACAAACGCUACUGGAGUGUAAAAAACGUAAAGUGCAACACGAUGAAAUGGGACUAGAAUUGGCAUCGGCAACACCUAGCCAAAUUUUAGCAUUAUGUUUGUAUUUAAUUGAAGUUGAUUUUCAUUUUACUGGCGAUGGAGUUUGGCCGGAAGAGAAUCAGCAUAGCGAUGCUGGUGCAGUCACCAACAUAAAAAUACCGAACACUCUUCAGACUGUGUAUAAAUAUGGUAGAAAACCACCAGAACUCGCUGGUAUUUAGAGACUGAGUUUCAUUAUUCGACUGUUUAUUAGUAUGUGGUCCAUGUGGAAUUGGUGUCAAAUGAUUAGCUGUCCUUUACGGUUUUGAUUCAUCUGGUAGUUCAGCGGAUAACUUCGGAUUUGAUUAACUUGCAACAUACAAAAUAUGUCGCAAAAGCUUGUUUGGUGUUCAGAUUAAAAUUUCAGAUUUGCGAUUGUAGUAUAUUUUGUUCAUAUAUUUGAAUUGAGGAGAGAAUCAACUUGCAAAUAAGAAGCAUCAUUGUAUUAUAACAAAAAUGAACACUUGUCAACCGCAGUAUAUUUUUUUUUCGCCAUAAGCAAUAUGCUAUCUGCUUCUAACCACUUUUCGUGUUGAUGCUACCGCAGCUAAUUGAGUGGAAGACCCAAUUAUAUUCUAAUCGAUAAUGUAAUUUUGGCAAAAUUGAUAAUUUUAAUUUAACGGUCACUUGUUUCGCAAAUUUGUUUAGAAAAUUUUCAAUUCAGGUAGGUAUUCUAAAAGCUACACCGUCGAUUAAAAAUAACGCACA